CCUCAUGGGAGAUGACUGUUCAUUUCAUUCUCCCUGUGACGCUCAUUAAAAUUAUGCGCUGGGACUUUGAGAGAUUAUUUCCGUAUAUAAAAUGACAUACUGUAGCUACUUCAGUUUCGAUUCAUUUUGCCUUUUUUUAUACGUGCUAGCCCAUAAUGAAUACACACAUUGUAAUAUUUUUCAUGUUCUCUUGCGGCUUUCAGGCUGACGGCGAUCUGACUUGCAGGAUACUGGGAAAAAAUACAAUGUCAGGUUUGUCCAAAGACGGCGAUUUAGUGAUCGGUGGCGUUUUCCCAGUUUUUGGGACACUUGAGGACACCGGUACAUUGUUCACAACAGCACCACAAAAAGCUAAAUGUUUUGGGUUUGAUUUUGAUGUGUUUCGAUGGGUACAGAUGAUGGUCUUUGCCAUCGAGGAAAUAAACAUGAACAACAGAUUGCUCCCGAACAUUACUUUGGGAUACAGAAUCCUCGACAAUUGCGCUUCUCCAGCUGAAACUGUAAGAGCGGGUUUAAUCCUAGCCAACGGACCAGAAGAGGUUGACUCGAACUCCUCAUGUCCCUCGCCAGUCACUGCUGUGAUCACCUCUAACUCCUUACAUAUCGCCAGAGCUAUUGGAAAUUUUGGGAUUCCUUUGGUGAGCUACACUUCAACAUGUGUUUGUCUCAGCAACAAAAGAGUGUUCCCAACGUUUUCCCGCACUAUUCCGAGUGAUUUUUUUCAGGCCAAAGCUUUUGCUCAGCUUGUUAAACACUUCGGUUGGACUUGGAUCGGAACUAUUCAAGCGGACAAUGAGUACGGUAUAUUUGGGAUUCAGUCUUUUACCAAGGAAGUGGUAAAAUACGGAGUUUGCAUUGCCUUCACUGAAAACAUUCUCAGCACCUACUCAAGAACAAAAAUACUUCAACUAGUGGACAUCAUUAAAAAAUCAACGGUGAAAGUCAUAUUAGCAUUUGCUUCAGAGCGUGACCUGUACCCUUUAAUGCAAGAGAUCUUUGCCACCCCAUAA
This is a messenger RNA of Lepisosteus oculatus (spotted gar), 1010 nucleotides long. Lineage: Eukaryota; Metazoa; Chordata; Actinopteri; Semionotiformes; Lepisosteidae. The record is from RefSeq and is a predicted model, not a curated record.